This is a messenger RNA of Synchiropus splendidus (mandarinfish), 1790 nucleotides long. RefSeq lists its product as uncharacterized. NCBI's taxonomy places the organism in Eukaryota, Metazoa, Chordata, Actinopteri, Syngnathiformes, Callionymidae. The transcript is spliced from 6 exons. The coding region runs from base 240 to 1235 and encodes 331 amino acids. The record is from RefSeq and is a predicted model, not a curated record.
AAACGCAUAGAACAAAAAAUUCUAUACAGCAGAAGCUCUACACAUCAUAUUGUGAAAGCUGAUCAAAAGUGCAGGGAGAUUCUCUCUGUGAAUCUACUGUAUCGACAUUUUUUUAAAGGAAUGUUUGCCACGCCCCCCGACCCUUCAUCCAUGCAUGUGAUGAAUGCUGAGCGGAGAGAGUCUGUUCCACUUGCACGGAGAGUUGUUUUUGAGACCGAGCGGACUAAACUCACUGGAAUAUGGGCGGAAAACCUCACUACGGCUGCUGUCUUUUCCUCUUCCUGUGCGUGGACACGACGGCCUUCAAGAUCCAGAACAAGCUGCUGUCCAAAUGUCUACAGGUCCAAGACAGUGGCUCAGGAGGCCGAGUGUCGCUGGGAGACUGCGAUGCCCUUUCUCUCUCCCAGGAGUGGGACUGGCAUGGUGGGAACCGCGCCGUCAGGAAUGACCUCACCGGUGAAUGCCUGACUGCAUCCGGGGAAGAGUUUGAAGGUGUCCACUUACAGCCUUGCGUCUCCUGGGACGAGACUGAGUCAGACAGUGAGGAGAUGGAGAGAAGCAGCCAGAGGUGGUCCUGUUCUAAGAAAGGUCAUCUGACUCUCAGCAAGAAGGGCCUGCACCUCAGUGCUGCUCCAGCAUCCACACUGGUCUUCGUAUCCAGGGAGCAUAAGCAGGGCAGCAGGUGGCGCACUCUGGACAGCCAAAACCUUUGCAGCGGGAAAGAAGAUAAACACACCCAGCAAGAUCAACCACAGAGCCAUGGUGGAAAAUCACUGGAGCCAGAAACCAUCACUGACUUGAACAGAGGAGCUCAGCGAAUGUUUUCAGUUGAAACUUCACAGAGCGACCCGGCUGCGGAGGUGAACGCCACUUCUAAUGCGCCGCUUCCAUCGAGCGCCAAGUCUCCAGCAGACCCCACCAUGGUGUUUUUCAGCAUGGACUAUGGAAUGAGCUGGAAGAUCACCAUGCUGGUGUUGAGUUCUCUGGCUCUGGUUCUCGGAACUGUGAUUCUUAUUCUGAAUGUUUAUUCAAACAGACGAAAGAAGGUGGUGUGUGUAUUGAAGUCGUACAGUCCGAGGCCGGAGAUGUGUGUUCCAGGCUCCCCGGCGGCCAGUGAGCGAGCCAGACUUACAGAACACGCCAUGCGACCCCCAAACUCCACCCCGGUCAUGCAGCGAGGAGAGAUCCUGAUCGAGUGGAAGGAUGGCACGGUGACGCCGCUGUACGAGGCCUGAAGGCUCCAGCCAACACGCUCAUCAUGAGAAACUCUGACUGAAUCUGCUUGAUGUAUUUUUGGGAUAUUUUCAAAAAUACUAGGAAUUUAAGGGAUCGGUCGCAGCUGGUAGAUCCAACUCUGAGCUCGUAGUUGGAUGAAGAAUGCUGACUCUGCUAGACUAAAUAGAGAUUUUAAAAAAUGUCUGCCACAGAUGAAUUUAGCUUUUAACCCCAUGUCAGCUGGAGAUGGCUGUUGGAACUACUGAAGCACUGAAGUAUCACAACCUUAUGGUUCUUAUUUCUAACCUGGGAAACAUUUGUCUUUUUGGGUGGGAUAGAAAAGUACUUAAACGUAUGAGGAUUGUAGCAUUAAUGUACCAUGAAUGAAUGUGAUUUCAUGCUGUAGAACACCGCCCUGCUCUUUAAACCAUGACUGACAAAAUAACGCAUUCAUGCACACUGUUUUACCCUCUGUAUGAGCGUAGUCAUGAACUGUUUUUUUUUUAGGUUAUACGAAAGUGCUGUUCUACUGAGCUAAUACAGCAUGUAAAAACCCAUUUUCUAAAUAAAAAAGA